AUGGCAAUACAUAAGAUAGAAACAGUUUCCCAAUGGAAAAUCACUUCUGGUUCGUUUAUCUAUGGCCCAACCACAGCCAUUAAGGAGCUCAUCGAUAAUAGUAUUGAUUCAGGGGCCAAGAGUAUAUUCAUUGAUGUGGAUUCAAAAACGGGUGGGUGUGAUUACUUCAGUGUUAGAGAUGACGGCCCUGGAAUUAGUGAAACGGACCGAACCUUACUUUGUUUAAAUCAUACUACAUCUAAAAUUGAAACAUUUGAUGAUUUACAAAAGUUAAGCGCCUUGGGAUUUAGAGGGGAAGCGUUGUUUAUGCUUGCUACUUUAAGUGCGGAAAUGGGUUCUAUGCAAGUUAUAACAAAAACUGUAGAGGAAUCAAUCGGAACCAAAUGGUUUGUCGAUGUAAACGGUAAUAUAAAGAGUAAUAGUAUUGGUAGGUCGUCUUCUACUCAAGGGACAACAGUAACUAUUAGAAAAUUACUAGGUGGACUAAGAUCUCGAGAUAUUGAAAUGAGAGCUAAUGUACGACGUACUUUAGAGGAAAUAAAAUAUAUGAUAAACCAUUAUACUUUAGAUUUUAGGAACAUUAGAUUUAAUUUAUCCUUUGUAUCUUUGAAGAAGAAUGGUGCUGUGUCGAUAAAGAACCUACAACAAAGUGUCCCUACAAAUAUAUCUAAAAAUAGAGCAUUGUCGUCAAUCCUGCAAUUGAAGAAGUCUGUAUCCUUAAAUUUCCUGGAAAUAAAUUCAUUGGAUAUAAAUAAACAUAUUAGUAUCGAAAUGAUAUUACCGAGAAUGAUUAUUAACUCUGAUGUGAUAGAUUAUAAAAGGACAAUGAAAUUUCUCUCUGUUAAUGAUAGGGCGAUGUCUUUGCAGUUAUAUUUUGGUAAAGAGGUGAAUAAGACUAUCAAUUCUAUUUAUAGAGAUCUGAAGUUAUUAGAACCUCAUGUUUGGUACAUUAAUUUCAAGAUUGACAUGAAAAUUGUUGACAUUAAUAUUGAACCAGAGAAGAAUGAUAUACUUUUGAAAGAUAAUGAUGCAUUGAUGACUCAAAUACGAAACUGUAUUACAAAUACCCUUGAGAUUGAGUUUGAUAUUAAACCCGACUCCCCAAUAGAAACAAAACAUCAUUCAGAUGGAAGAAUUGAAACAUUAUCACAACCGUUAAAUACAUCCAAGGAGCUCAGUAUCGCAUAUGUAGAUGACAUGGAAUCUACUGUUGUGCAACCACAAGAAGAAGUUGUAAAGAAAGAACUUUUUGUUCCAGAUCGAGAUAAUAAAAAUGGUUCUGUGAUAGAAGACAUCCAUAAGGAUGAAAAAGAAGGCAAUGUUGUGGGUAUGACAAAAUCAAUAGAGAUAAUAGAUGAUGAUGACAAUGAUGACAAUGAUUGGACUCAUACAUUCUUGGAAAAAUCUCCUUCGUUAGAUUUGGAUAUAAUAGGAUCAGAAGAUGAAGAAAUUCAAUCCUCUCUAAAAUAUCAGAAUGAUGCACAUAUUCCUGACGAUGAUGAGGAUUUGCAAUUGUCGAAGGAUAUGUCAUUAUCCAACCCAUUUAUUAUUACUAAAUUGAAUAAUUCUCAUAGAAAUAAAAAGAAACCAGAUCAUAUACCACAAAGACGAAUAGAUGAUAUACCCCUCAGUGAGUUAGUUAACCGGAAAAGACGUGUCUCGUACGAUACGGAAGAAAAAUUAAUGAAGUUGCAACAGACACAACAACAACAACAACAAACAGAAUCAAGACCUAUAUUAAAUUCCUUGAAAACGAUGAAGGGAAAGCGGAGUCUCAAGAUGUUCUCAGAGUAUACGAAUAGUCAAAUGUUAAAAUUGAACUAUUCUCCAAAUGAUAUAUCUACUAUUAAAGAAGAGGAAGAAUUUAGAAGUGAGACUACACAAACAAUACCGUCGCAUAACAUUUGCACCGAAUUGGAAAUGUUAUUUCCUAACCUAAAGAGGCAAUAUUCCAUUAAGGAAUGUCUUACGGCUACCCCAGGGGGUUGGUACAUUUUAAGUACUGACACAACAAAUGAAUGA
Messenger RNA from Maudiozyma barnettii, 2022 nucleotides. It is a transcript of the gene MLH2, whose product is annotated as mismatch repair protein MLH2. The record is from RefSeq and is a predicted model, not a curated record. Gene Ontology annotation, cellular component: MutLalpha complex. Bases 1 to 2022 code for a protein of 673 amino acids. Gene Ontology annotation, molecular function: ATP-dependent DNA damage sensor activity; ATP hydrolysis activity; mismatched DNA binding. NCBI's taxonomy places the organism in Eukaryota, Fungi, Ascomycota, Saccharomycetes, Saccharomycetales, Saccharomycetaceae. Gene Ontology annotation, biological process: mismatch repair. The transcript has a single exon.